AUGGACAGGUUUGAUGACUCAGAAGGGGAGUCCUUCGCCAUCUGCCCCCAACAGGGCUCUAGGGGAACCAGCUGGCCUCCUGAACGACCAGAGAACUCAGACAACCAGAGGAAUGUCAGACGAACGAGCCAAACCUCCAUCCAGAUUCCUCCUGUGACUAUCACCUCCCCACCUGGAGAGACCACCCUCAUACAAAUGAACAGUAUUGACUGUGAGACAGUGCCCAUGAAUGAGAAGACAUUGGAGGAUCUAGCUCAAAGUGGACCCAAACCUAUUCUGCCUUACAGUUCGAUGUUCAUCUUUGGACAGGCCAAUCCGGUGAGGCGGUUAUGUCACUAUGUUGUGACCCUACGUUAUUUUGAGAUGUCUAUCCUUGUUGUCAUUGCUAUGAGCAGCAUCGCUCUUGCAGCAGAGGACCCUGUCUGGACAAAUGCCCCUCGCAACAAUGUACUAAAAUAUCUGGACUAUGCCUUCACUGGAGUUUUCACUUUUGAAAUGGUGAUUAAGAUGGUGGACCUCGGCCUGCUGCUUCAUCCUGGUUCUUACUUCAGAGACCUGUGGAACAUUCUGGACUUCAUAGUGGUUAGUGGGGCGCUGGUGGCCUUUGCAUUUUCGGGGACCAAAGGCAAGGACAUCAGCACCAUAAAGUCUUUGAGGGUUCUCCGAGUUCUCAGACCUCUGAAGACUAUCAAACGUCUGCCAAAACUCAAGCUCUUCAAGGGAAAGUUCUUCUAUUGUACUGAUGAAUCCAAAGGCCUGGAGAGAGACUGCAAAGGACAGUUCCUGGACUAUGACAAAGAUGAGGUGGCUGCCAUGCCCAGGGAGUGGAAAAAAUAUGAGUUCCAUUACGACAAUGUGCUGUGGGCCUUCCUGACCCUCUUCACUGUUUCUACUGGGGAGGGCUGGCCAACUGUUUUGAAACACUCUGUUGAUGCCACCUUUGAAGAUCAAGGUCCCAAUCCAGGCUACCGGAUAGAAAUGUCCAUCUUCUAUGUGGUCUACUUUGUGGUCUUCCCUUUCUUCUUUGUCAACAUCUUUGUUGCUCUGAUUAUCAUCACCUUCCAGGAGCAGGGAGACAAGGCCUUGUCUGAGUGUAGCUUGGAAAAGAAUGAGCGGGCUUGUAUUGACUUUGCCAUAAACGCCAAACCUCUGACACGCUACAUGCCUGAGGACACACAGUCUUUCCAGUAUAGGAUGUGGAAGUUUGUGGUCUCAGCUCCAUUUGAGUACUCCAUCAUGAUCAUGAUUGCUCUCAACACUGUGGUGCUCAUGAUGAAGUUCCAUGGAGCUCCAGAUUUCUAUGAAGCAAUGCUGAAGAACCUCAACAUAGUGUUUACCACUCUGUUUUCUCUGGAGUGUGUCCUUAAGGUUAUUGCUUUUGGUCCACUGAAUUAUCUAAAGGACGCCUGGAAUGUGUUUGACUUUGUGACUGUGUUGGGCAGCAUUACUGACAUACUGGUGACUGAAAUUAAUGACAGACUGCUGAACCUGAGCUUUCUGAGACUCUUCAGAGCUGCUCGACUCAUCAAGCUUCUGAGGCAGGGUUACACAAUUCGCAUCCUGCUGUGGACCUUUGUCCAGUCCUUCAAGGCUCUGCCUUAUGUUUGCCUGCUGAUUGCCAUGCUGUUCUUCAUCUACGCCAUCAUUGGAAUGCAGGUAUUUGGCAACAUUGAGCUGAACGAAGACACAGCUAUCAACCACCACAACAACUUCCGUACUUUCCUCCAAGCUCUAAUGCUACUCUUCAGGAGUGCAACUGGGGAGGCCUGGCACGAGAUCAUGCUGUCAUGUUUGAGUCACCGAGUAUGUGAUGAGCGAUCAGGGUCCCAUGGGAAAGAGUGCGGCAGUGAUUUCGCCUACUUCUACUUUGUCUCAUUUAUCUUCCUGUGCUCCUUCCUGAUGCUGAAUCUGUUUGUGGCGGUCAUAAUGGAUAACUUUGAGUACCUAACCAGAGAUUCCUCCAUCUUGGGGCCUCAUCACCUCGAUGAGUUUAUCCGGGUUUGGGCCGAGUACGACCCGGCUGCGUGUGGCCAUAUCAAGUACAUCGAUAUGUAUCAGAUGCUGCUCCACAUGUCCCCACCCUUAGGUUUGGGAAAGAAAUGUCCACCAAGAGUCGCCUACAAGCGCCUCGUCAAAAUGAACAUGCCCAUCGCUGAAGACAACACAGUUCACUUCACCUCCACCCUGAUGGCCCUGAUUCGCACUGCCCUGGAGAUCAAACUGGGCUCAGGUAUGGUAGCCCAGCGAUUAUCUGAUGCUGAGUUAAAGAAAGAGUUGUCCACAGUGUGGCCCAGCCUCUCUCAAAAGACCAUGGACCUCCUGGUGACACCACAUAAACCCAAUGAGCUCACAGUAGGGAAGGUUUAUGCAGCCCUGAUGAUCUUCGACUACUAUAAGCAGAAUCGAGCAAGGAGGCUGCAGCAGCAGCAGCAGCAGCAGCAGCAGAGUGCAUCCGGCUCCCAGUGCAAGGCCAGGGCUCUGUUUAAGCCAUUGCUGCCUCUGACUCACAUGCAGGAGAAAGACCUGUCUAUGAUGGUAAACAGUGUGGAGCCUCCCAGCAUGCUUCAGCCCCAGCCCAAAUCUCAUGCCAAGUCCCAGCCUCAGACCAGACCUAGUUCCAACUCCCUCAACAAUGGAGGCACGCUACCAGGCCAUGAUCACACCAUAAAACCAUCAUCUUCCUGGGUGACCGAGAAACCCAAGGAAGCACCCCGGGCUAAGACUAAGCGAACCAUAUCCAGGGGCCCAUCAGAGGACGCACCAAACACUGCCAUCAAUCAGGAAUCGGUGGAGAUGAGGAAGAUGGAGACCAGCAUCAGUAGUCCAAUGCCAGUACCUGGCUCAAGUCUGGAGAACCAGGGCAGAGCUGCUUCUAUGCCUCGACUCACUGCUGAGCUGCAGCGGAGCCACUCACGCCACUUUCCAGGGAUCCAUCUGGCUUCUGUCCCUGAUGCCAGUCCGAUGAAGCGCUCAGCCUCCACUGUGGCCCCACAGCGGCCCCAGGAGGUCAACUUGAGGGACUGCACACUGGAGAAACCAAGCAAGGAACGCCCUCACCACCAUCACCACCACCAUCGCUGUCACCAUCGCAGAGACCGAGAUAGAGAUAAAGACAAAGACAGAGAGAAGAGGCAGAGGUCUUUGGAUACACCUCUUGCUGGUCAUCCCCCUGGCUCUGUUGCCGCCAGCGACUCGUUGAUAGAGCGAGACCUUGAGCGUGGACGUUCAUAUGAGAGGAAACAGAACCACUCCUCUGCGGACAAGCAACGCUACUACUCCUGUGACCGCUACUGCAGCCGGGAACACUGCCUGACUAAAUCUGCAACCGCGAGCUAUGCUGUCUCCCCCAGUGAGGGCCAGGAGACUGUCAACAAGCAGGGCAGUGGUUGGGCUAAAGGCAGCCCAGUGGCACUGAGCUCCAGUUCUAGCACGCCAAGCCACGGACGUCGGCAGCUACCCCAGACCCCCCUCAACCCGCGGCCUGGGGUGGCCUACAAGACUGCCAAUUCCUCCCCUGUGCACUUUGUGUCCAGCCAGGCCUCUCUGAGUCCUGACCAUGUGAGUAGCGGCCUGUCAGAGCACAAUGCCGUCAGUCACAGCAGCUCCCGCCACUUCCCCUCCCCCGUCACUCGUAUCAGCUCCGAGCCCUUCCUGGGCCGGGGCCACAGUGAAACCCUAGGCAGCCCCUACAGCAGCCUACAGGACCAGUUGGAUGUCUUCCAGGAUGCGGCAUCACUGUCUCCCAGCUUCCGUGCUGGAUGCUCAUCUCAGACCGCACUGCCUCGCAUGAUGGGAGCCCUGCUCCCCGCACCACAGCAGAACCUUGAUGUGCCCAACGGGUACCACUUCAACUUUGGGGGCAGCACCAGCCCAGGCUCUCGCAGCAGGGCAUCCAGGUAUUACCAGGAGACAAAGGAGGAUUAA
Molecule: messenger RNA, 3924 nt
Organism: Stegastes partitus (bicolor damselfish)
Lineage: Eukaryota; Metazoa; Chordata; Actinopteri; Pomacentridae
Product: voltage-dependent N-type calcium channel subunit alpha-1B-like
Exons: 30
Coding region: 1-3924 (1307 amino acids)
Biological process (GO): calcium ion import across plasma membrane; chemical synaptic transmission
Cellular component (GO): membrane; neuronal cell body; voltage-gated calcium channel complex
Molecular function (GO): high voltage-gated calcium channel activity
Source: RefSeq, a predicted model, not a curated record